Molecule: messenger RNA, 708 nt
Organism: Alternaria viburni
Lineage: Eukaryota; Fungi; Ascomycota; Dothideomycetes; Pleosporales; Pleosporaceae
Exons: 2
Coding region: 1-708 (235 amino acids)
Source: RefSeq, a predicted model, not a curated record
AUGUCGCGCCAAAUUCACGGAUCAGUCUCCUCACACGACCGCAACGGCUCUUCAGCGCUUGAGGCAGACCAAAUCGAUCACAAUGACCUCGGGUAUGCCUACAAGUCUCUCGAAAAGUCGCUCAGCUCCUGCAACGAUUGGGAGCGCCUCAACGAGCCAAUUGUCGAUCGCGACCACAUCUUCCUUGGCCUUCCACAUGUACAGGCUAGCCCCCAGUACCCCUGUCAGAUCAAUCCCUGGAACGCCAUCGCCUUCGAUGUCUAUCGCCAUGGGGAAUCCAACCCUGAAGCCGGAAUCUACGACGGAUCGUUGACCUUUCCUUAUGGUGGGAUAGAGCCGGAGCCCGCCUUCCCAAUAGCCCCGAUGGCACCCGUCUGGGACUUCAACGGAGGCCAGGACUUCAAUCAGUCAAGCAUGUUCAUCACGCCGGGCGCUCAGCCGAUCCCAGCGUCCUUUCCAGCAAUGGUCUCAGCCCCGCCAGCCCCGGCCCCUGCUCCUGCUCCUGCUGCAGCAAACCGCAUCCACUGUCCACAUGGAUGUCCAGCAACCUUUGGUCGCGGCGGAGAGUAUCGUCGCCACAUGAUGAAUCACGAGCGCCCCAGGUAUAGAUGCCCCAUGGUCGAUUGCCCCAAGACGUUCUCUCGCGCAGACAAGCUUCGCGAUCAUGCCAAGAAGGGCCACGGAGGUCGCAACCCUUUGAACCUCUAG